Messenger RNA from Schistocerca gregaria, 10445 nucleotides. RefSeq names its product CCR4-NOT transcription complex subunit 6-like (gene twin). The record is from RefSeq and is a predicted model, not a curated record. Bases 587 to 2287 code for a protein of 566 amino acids. Gene Ontology annotation, molecular function: protein binding; poly(A)-specific ribonuclease activity. Lineage: Eukaryota; Metazoa; Arthropoda; Insecta; Orthoptera; Acrididae. The transcript has 13 exons. Gene Ontology annotation, biological process: nuclear-transcribed mRNA poly(A) tail shortening. Gene Ontology annotation, cellular component: CCR4-NOT complex; nucleus; cytoplasm.
UUUACAAGAAAGUAAUAUCGGUGCACUCCAGCAAUAGAGGAUUUUGGUGUCUGUUCGGAGGUAGAUGAAGGUGCGUUGUAGUUUCGUGAAGUGGUUACGUUACCGCAUGCUGUACCUAACGUGAAAUUAUGCUCUUAGUACACAAAACCCAACUAGUUUGCAUGAACCUGAUGAGAAACAUCAAGUAGCAUCUUUUCGGAUAUGGUAGUCUGUUUAGUUUAUUGCAGUUCACCCGUGUUUAGAUCGGUGUAAUAAGGCUCGAGGAGUGCUUACAAGCGUUUAUACAGCCAUUUAGAAGGCCAGUUACAUAUAGUGCAUCGUAUGAAGCAAAAUAUAACGAAAUGAAGUAUACAAAUAUUUGUGGAAUGUUGAAUAACCUAACAGCAGACGGAAUGCUGCAUGUGUUUGAGUUGUGCACAACGAUCAGCUGACACGGGAAAGCCAGUCACAUAAAUUGUCAUCUUAUUGCCAUUCCGCUGAUAAUUUUGAAAUUGGACGCUAAAUAUCGUGAAGAUUACAAUCAAAAUAAGCAUUUUACUCCUGUGGAUGGCUCAUCACAAAACUGCCAAAAAAAGAAGGUUUUAACAUGUCACGAAACCACAAGGAAAAGUAUGAAGGCACCAAUUCACGGAGAGCACACACAAUCAUGUCUCCAGAGGACGCAGCUUCUGGAAAGAGAUCUGAUUGGACGGAGUUGGAGAUAACAGGGACUAUUCGCAACCUGAGUCCAAAUUUAUGGACAUUCACACACCUUACAGCAUUGUACCUGAAUGAUAAUUGCCUUUCUCGAAUUCCUCCAGACAUUUCAAAACUAGUGAAUCUUCGUACACUCGAUCUUUCAAGCAACAAAUUACGCAGCCUGCCAGCUGAAUUAGGAGACCUAAUUUAUCUCAGGGAACUUCUGCUGAACAACAACUAUCUACGGGUUCUCCCAUACGAGUUGGGGAAACUCUUCCAGCUGCAUAUUUUAGGACUCCAGGGUAAUCCUCUGACAAAGGAGAUCCUAGCCAUGUAUGGGGAACCUAAUGGAACUCAUCGGCUGCUGACCUACAUGCUGGACAACUUACAAGGUGAGUCAGCUCGCGUAGUGCUGGGACGAUCGGGCGACGCACACUCCAAAUCAGUGACAGCGACGCAGCCACCGCAGAGGCCGUGGAUCCCGCUUACGAGGCCAAACCGCAACAGGCCGACGUGCAUCUUCACGGUGAUGUGCUACAACGUGCUGUGCGACAAGUACGCGACGCGCCAGAUGUACGGCUACUGCCCCAGCUGGGCGCUGGAGUGGGAGUACCGCAAGAAGGGCAUCCUGGACGAGAUCCGCCACUACUCUGCCGACAUCGUCAGCCUGCAGGAAGUGGAGACAAACCAGUUCUACAGUUUCUUCCUACCACAACUCAAGAUGGAUGGCUAUGACGGCAUCUUCUCACCCAAGUCGCGUGCCAAGACCAUGACGGAGAACGAACGCAAGUUCGUCGACGGCUGCGCCAUCUUCUACCGCACUGCCAAAUUCACCUUGAUAAAGGAGCACUUGGUGGAAUUCACGCAGCUGGCGAUGGCCAAUGCAGAGGGCUCAGACAACAUGCUGAACCGUGUCAUGCCAAAAGACAACAUUGGACUAGCAGCCCUUCUGCACACCAAGGAGGCUGCCUGGGACAAUGGUUUGCCACCAGACCCCAGUCAGUUUCAUCAACCUAUAUUAGUAUGCACAGCCCACAUACAUUGGGAUCCUGAAUUUUGUGAUGUAAAGUUGAUCCAGACAAUGAUGUUGUCAAAUGAACUCCGCAGUAUCCUGGAGGAUGCCAGCCACAGCUUCAGGCCUGGACACAAACCUGAUCCAAGCAGUAUACAGUUACUGUUGUGUGGAGAUUUUAACUCUCUUCCAGACUCUGGUGUGAUUGAAUUCCUGACAUCUGGGAGAGUUCCUGCUGAUCACAAGGAUUUCAAGUCACUUGCAUACAAAGCCUGCCUGCAGAAGAUUUCUGGCUGUGAAAAACCAAAUGAAUUCACACAUUCCUUCAAACUUGCUUCCGCAUACAGUGAAGAUAUUAUGCCCUUUACAAAUUACACGUUUGAUUUCAAAGGAAUCAUUGACUACAUUUUCUACUCGAAGCAGAGCAUGACACCGUUGGGCCUGCUGGGUCCUCUUGCUCCUGAGUGGUUGAGAGACAACAAGGUCGUUGGUUGUCCACAUCCACAUGUACCAUCAGAUCACUUUCCACUGCUGGUGGAGCUCGAGAUGAUCCCAACUGUGCCUCCCUCAUCAAACGGCCUGAUCUCGCACAGGUAGCAGCAGCCCAGAGUGGUUCCUGCAGGAAGCACUGCCAGUUUGCGGAAGCAACCCCAGAGACUGUGAACCCGUCUUUCAUCUCAUGCUGCCCACAAAGCUGGAAUGAGGCAGCUUUACUUUUAUUGAGCAAGGCAACUCCUUAGGCUGCCAUAUUUUUGAAACUUUAGUUUUAACGUAGAUUCAGUUGACAUUGGCAUGGAAUGUUUGCUAUAACCACAAUUCAUUAUAAUUAGAUAUAGUGCCCUUCCAUUCCUCAAAUGAGAUUUAAAUUUUCACUACUUCAAACACUGGUAAAGUGUUUUGUGUUCCCAAAAAUUGCUUUGAUUGUUAUUUAAAAUAUAAUGUGUACUUUGGACCUUCAUGUUCAACUUCUGUCUGACACCUCUUUGUCUCUUACAGCUUCCCAUUCACCUCAGUUUUCGUGAAGUAGUGUAACUCUUACCAAAGUUUCUUAUAUGUGCAGCCUUAAAUCAUCCGUCAUGUGAAAAUCAAUGUAGUAUAUGAUAGUAUUCAUACAGACAGAUUUUUUAGAGUUGUAUUUGAGAAUCUAUGUGGUUGCAUAGCUGAGAUGUAACUGUGACUGAGUCAUCAGAUGAAUAAAACCCUUUGGGUAUCAUGUUGCUCAUCUAUAGGAGGUUUUAAAAAUGAAUGUGAAUAUGUAAGGUGAAAUGGAAGUUUUUACAUAAACAGUGAUUUCAGCAUGUGUGCGAACAAGUAUCCUAUGAAGUUUGUUUAAUUUGUAAACCACAGAAUUAACAAGCAUUAUACCUAUUCCCCCAUGUCCUGUUCCUCUGUCCACACCCCUCUUACCACUGCCCCCUUUUAAUGUUGCUUGUCUGUUGUCUAAAAGUUUGCUUUGAGCUUGUGCAAUAGUGGUUGACAUUGAAGAUGACUUUCCUUGAUGUCAGCUAAUUAGCACUUUGGCAGGUAUAAGUUGAGUCUUGUUUUAUAAACAGUGUUAUUUCCUCUCCUAUACUGUAGUAUGAUAUGUCCAAUUAAAUUUUUCAUUUCAUUUUACAUUUCAGUGAGCAAUGUUCUAUGUACAUUUUUUGUGUAAUGAGAGAUAAUGUCACAGUUAUUUUUAGAUGGCUUUAUUCCUUUUAAGUUUGCAUAUUUGAUAUUUAUGCUACAGUGUUGACUGUGAAGUAUGUGCUUCCUAAUUUAUUAAUUUGAUGAAGCAUAGGCAUUGAAUAUGUCUUAAUAGGAAAUAUUAGAUACUGUGACAUUUACUCUCUGUAUGCCUGCAGCAUGAGCACAAAAUAUAUAUUGUAUUAUUAAAUUUUAGUUCGAUCUCAGUGUACUAAAGACAGAUACAAUGAGUUGCUAUGAACGUUGGAACUAUUUUAUGCUUGUUUAGGUUAUUAGAGAUAAAUUAUUACUUUUGUCAUGUUUACGUUCUCAUAAAAUGUAAAUUUGAUUACUUAAUGGAUCCACCAUCACAGGAAACAUUUUUCACCUAACAUAUCAAUAAAUGUGUCGGCUGAAGGCAAGUUGGUGAUGAAAGAAACUUUGUAUGAUGUAUCUUGCAACUGUAUAUCAUUAAUGAUUAUGGCGGUUACAAAGCAGAUCGAAGUUAAUUUUUCUAUUUUGAAUAUAAAUUUCUGGAAUUAUGUCAAUAGUUAUGACAAAACAUGUACACUAUGUCACAUUGUAUUGGGAUAACAGUUUUGUAUACAGUUUAAUUUUUGAAGUUUUUCUUCUGUUUACAUUAAUGUCAUAUGUAUAACAAAGUGAAUGUUUGUUUGAGCAUUGCCCAACAGUGUCUUUGCAUGACUUUCUUUGUUUGGAAAGUAUUUGUUAAAAUCCAUAGUAUCUGUAGUGUGAACAUCCCAUACGGAACUGUUUACUUACUGUAUACAUUUUUAUGGGGUAUUCACGGUGUGUUCUGAUACUAACUGGCCAAGAAUGCUUAUGAUGAUAAAUGUUCUACGAAUUGCAAAAAGAAAGAAAAAAAAAGAAUUGUUGAUAUUUUUGUGUCAGGGACCAUCAUUCUAUUCAAUGAGUGUUCACUGAAAGAUAAAAGUUACUCCACAUUUCCCUCUUAGUUCUGCAAGAAUGUGCUUGAAAUUCAUAUUUUUGGACACAUUCUUUUUACUGUACAAUAUUUUUUAGUGAUUUAAGGUGCUUGAUGUACAAAAGUUUUUAAAUUAAGGAUUUUUAUUAAUUUCAAAAUAUUUGUUUUAUUGUUUCUUUUACAUUGACAUUACUCUUCCUGUAACAUUGUACCAAAACAUUUAUUAAUAUGAUGAUUUAUAUUCCAGAAUUUUUGUCACAGUAAAAAGUUAUUGUGAGAUUACAACUACUUAGGACUAUUUUUAUGUAGUUAUGUAAUAAAAAACAGUAUUUGUUAAUUAAGGUGAAUGGAGUGAUGAUUGGAAAAAUAGUUCAUUGCUACAUUAUGUUGUCAGAUAAAGUAUCUUCUUACACUAGUGCUCCACAAAAAGUUGUAAAUACAUUAUGACAAAACUGUAGGGAAGAUGUCUGAUACAGUGUUCCAGAACACAGUGUUAUGUUAUCUUUAUUCCUUUUCUCAGGCUGUGUUUAUUAAGUAGUAUCUGCUGAUGGUUUUGUUCACCAUCAUAAAAGAAUGUGAUAUUCAUUUACAUUUUAUCAACUACAGAAGUAACUUUGACCUCCCCCACCCUCGCCCACCCCAAAUUCCAUCCCCCAUAUCCCAAAUUCCUUCCUAACCCAUCUCCCAUCUCCUUCAUCACCUUUUUUUCUAAUUUGUGUUGAGUCAACAGUCAUAGAUUUGUGCAGCACAUUAAAUCAAACUGUCAUGCAGAGUUUUUAUAUUAGUUAUUUGAAAGCUCUCAUUAAAUUAGAUUAUAGUUCAAUAUGAAGUAUUUUUCCAGUCUUACCAGAGAAUUGUAUGUGUGCUGCCUUUCAUUAUCAUAUAGUGAAUCAUUUUAAGCUUAGAAUUAAAUUUAGUGGUCUUCAGAGAGGAUAAAGUUAGAAAAGCCUUGUACCUCUAUAAAUGUCUUACUCUUAAGAGUGCUACUGAGUUACCAUAGAUUACUGCCUCUGCUAGACCUGCUUGCUUGUCUGGAUCAAAUCUUUGGUAUUCAUUCACAUUUGCUGUAAGUAUGUUGGAUACUUACAGCACAGGGCAUUUGUGAAAGACUCUUAGAAAAUGUAGUACUGAUAACAACAUAGAAACCCUAAAUAUUUAAUUUCACUGUGUCUACCUAUGUGAAUCCUUCACAUGUAGGCCACAGUAUUCAUCAGUGUGUGGUAAGAACUCUUAUUUGCAGGCUUAGAUCCGGUCCGUGUGCUUCUAUGUAUUUUUUCAGUAUGAUAGUAUUUAUAGAUCACUUUCAGUAGGGCAUCCUGAUGAAAAUGAUGAAAAUUUGAAUUUUUAAGAAAAGACACAGCCCCCAUGUGCAAUUUUCUUUGUGAAUGUAGAAAUUCCUGUUUCACCUUGACCAGAACUGAAAGGAUUGUUGACAUCUGAGGAAGACAAAAGAGCACUCAGUUCUGUUGAAUACACAUUAGACUGGUGCUGCAGCCAUCUCCUCAGAUCCCUAAUAGCAGUUGGAAUCUCACGCAUUUGCAGAAAAUUUGCUAAUGAAGGGGCUUUACACUAAUAAGCCUGUUUUCCUGAUGACAUGAGGUAAUUGCCACAGUUUUUUUUUUUUUUCCACUCCGUUGCUCUUAAGUAUUGCUCUUAAAACAGCAUUUAUGCUCCACUUACCAUUUUUCACAACUCUACACAGCACUGCCUUCAUUUAACGUGUGAUAUUUUGUUCAAUCUUGAAUUUCUGAUGUAUCAGGUCUGCAGGCAGAGCAUAACAAGUAAGAAUUCCAACAAAGAAUAGACUGCUGAGUUUUAUUAACCCAAGAUUACAUCUGUUUUCAUGUUUUAUAAAACUGUUAUUUUUGUGUUACGACUACAUAGUGACAUUAAUAGUGCAUGAAUUGAGAGAGCAGGACAGUAGUUGAAAAGUCUAAUGAUACACUAUGUGUUACAAAGAAACAAAUUUUCUCACCUCCUUUUAAUAUUCAUACAAAUAAAAUAUUACAUUUGCAAGAACUGAUAAAUUAUUUCGUACUUUAUUCUUGUUUGAAACAAUUUUGUAUAUGUGUGUUUGCAUCAACUGAAAUAGAAGAGCAGAAAUAAAUGUGUGUGAUCAGCAGCACUCAGUACUUAGUAUACUGCAUUGUUUGUUUUUAUUGAGUGUGUGCAGACAAAAGUGCUUUCAUAUGUGGUAUUAAUUCAUAGGACAGAUUUUGUAUUAGUAGGUAAGGGUAGUGUGAUAUGUUAGAACCUAAUACAAUGUUAAAUUUCUGUGAUAAGUUUUUCCCUUUGGGUAUUAGAGCCAGUCAGUUCAAAAUAUUCUUUGUCUCUCAUAUGAGCAGUGGAAAUGUGUGCCUGUAUGCGUUUGAGAUCAAAUGUUAUUUUUAAUUGCCAAUCUGAGAUACAAAGACAUGUUGAAAAGUCACUGUAAAUUUUAGGGAAGUGGUUGUUUCAUGCUUAAGUUGUAAUAUAGUUUAUCUUUGUCAUAAAAUAGAUAGCUAUCAUCUGACACGUACAGAAGGGAGUGACAUAAAUUACUGGUAUAGAUUGUAGAGUACAUGACCUGAGUUUCCUAUGUAUGAAUGUCCUUGCCGAAGCAGUGGAUGGGGUGGAAAAAAGAAAUGUGUUUGUUGCAAUAGUCACACAAAGCCUUUGUGGAAUACACACAUUUAUGCCUUUUCUUUGUGACCAUUCCUUUAUCGUGUAAAAAAUCAAAGAUUUUAGAGCACAAUAGUAUUCCUUGAUGUGUUGUGAUCUACUAUCAUUCACCUCGUUAUGUUCUAGGUGACUGAUGACAUAUUCUCCUUUUUUCCUCCAUUGUGCUACUUAAUCACAAGUUUCCUGUGACAAUAGUGUAGGACUGAUGUACAUAAUGAAUAUUUACAAGAACAAUAACAAAGUUAAAAAUAGUACUUUAAAAUCUAUUUUUUCUUUUGUUUUGUAUGUGCAAUUUUGAAAUGUAAACUACUUAUUGUACAGAUCAAAUUCUGAAUGCAUAUAAACAUUUCUCACGUAACAUGUCUUGUGUAUAAAACAACUGCUUCCCCUAACUACUUAAUGUCAAAUAAUUGCUGUUUAUUUUCAGACCACUGUCCAUCGCAGCCCCCAUAUCACUACUCAUUUUCCUGCUACUAAUCAUUUUUGUUUGUAAGUCACAUAAAAGAUAAGUACUAAAAGCAUUGUACUUUAUAAUAGUUGAAAAAUCUAAAAAGUAAAAUGUUUUAUUUUCAAGGAAAGACCACAUUAUUUCAUUUGUCCAUAACAGUACCAAUGCUAUUAAACGUUCCCUUUAUAUUUACUUAUAUGAAUUACUUUGAAUCUACCUUAUUGUUAAGUCAAUAUUUUGGAAACUCAGAUCUGUAUUGUUCUCACUUUUUGGUUGAAGACUUUUGUCAGAUUAAUGUCAUAAUUCUACAAGUGCUUUAAAAUAAUCAGUUAUGUACAAUUUCUGCAUGCUUUUAGCCAACUUCCUCCCAACAGCUCUGGAACCUCACUAUCUCAUUGCUGGUGCAGGCUGUAAACAAGUAUUCUGCAACUGAAACCAUUAUUUUGUUCUUUACUGAGUACCAGCCUCUGAAUGAAAGUACUAAUUUCAGAAUUUCAGUUUAAUUUUUUCAUUAAUAGUCAUAGAUGUCUUUCCAGACUGGCUCUUGUUGCCCCCCCCCCCCCCCCCCUCACCUUGGGUUGAUUGUCAAUGUAUUUUACCAAGCACAUUGAUUUAUGUUCUGUCCAUAUUUAAGUUGAUUUGAUGUUCUAUAUCCAAAGUUUCUUCAUAUUAUAUGGGAAAUGGCUGCAACUUUAAGGAGUGUAUUUAAUUAUUGGAGACAUUUUGUACCUGACUGAGAAACAUAAGAUAAAUACACUGUAUAUUUUCAGUAUAAUUUGUAUGUCUUCCCAGUGAAGUUGGUGCAAUAUCCUCAUCUUGUCUUGACAUCGUGUUCACAGAAUGCGUUGUGCAACUGUGAAGCCUGUAACGUACUAGCUGCUCCCAGAUCUGCAUUGUGGUAGUCAUUACAUGUUCAUGAAUAUUAGUACAGAGCAAAGAGAAGGUUGCUACAGUUAGGAAGAAAUUACUUACAUACAUUUGAUGCAAACUGUAGUUAUAAUUGAGUUAACUGAUGUACUUUUCUAAGGAAGACUUGCUGUUAAAAUUGUAACCUGUUCCAGAUUACUUCGCUAUUAAUGAGUCAUGUCAUAGUGAAUUUUGGUAGAGACUUAUUUUUUAAAUAAAUAUUUGCUUAUUAUAAACCACCAAUUGAUUUGGAUUUUACUUCUUAGUCACUUGCAGGGCUUUUUUAAAAAUCGUGUACCUAAUUAUAUAAAUUUUGCCAUAGUAAAGUCAGCUUGUAGGUACACAUUGCAGAUAAUCUGGAAAUUUAUGUAAUGGGACUUAAAAUAAUAAUGACUCAAUACAUGUGCUCAUUUUAGCCUGAUAUACCUGAAGAAUUAUUAUAAUAUGCUGGUUGAUUGUUGCUAAUGAUCAAAUGCUGUUCAGCACCAUACCUUCAUAAGUUACUGGCUAAACAUGUACCCGUUGGUCCAUCAAAAUGUGUGUUUAUUUUAAGAACACUAUUUUUAAAGAAAAAUAGUUAUUAUUAAAGACUUCAAGAACUGUGAACAAAGAAAUAAUGCUUAUUGAAGACCUGCAAGUGUUAGACUUGUUUCAGAGAAGAAAACAUGUAGCAUAUAUUGCACUUUUUGAAUAAAGCCAUUCUACAUGUAGCUGUGAAAAAUAUUUAUUGCAAAUGCAAUUUUGACACAUGGCCAUUAUCAAGAAUUAUGAGAAGUCAUAGCCAUCACUACAACUUCAAGUUGUGACAUUAUGGAACAGCAGGCUGGAACCAAACACUUGUGGUGAUAAAGGUGACCCACUGUUCCACAUACCAUGCGAGCACACAUAUUACUUAGUACAUUGUACAUCAGAAAUCAAACAAAUAUCCACAGUAUACAUUUGGAGAGCAGUGCCAUUGUAGUCGAUGUGGCGGUUGGAUUCUGAUAGCAGGUUAUUGUAAUCCAGCUGUCACACUGACAACAUGAGCACUGCACUACAUUGUGUAUGGUUACUGCUAGUGUACUAAGUAUGGUGUGUCUGUUCCCAUUGUAUGUGGGACAGUAUAUAUCACCACAAGUAGGCGUAUUUGGUGUCAGAGAGCUAGGAACUAUGUUCCAGCAUUUCACAACUUAAUGAUGUAGUCUGGGCUUUAAUAUCUCAGAGUGCUUGACAAUGAGCAAGUGCCAAACUUGCAAUCACAAUACAUAUUUGUAACAGCCAUGUACAGAAUGACUUCAUUCAAUAAUUGCACUAAGGCUGAGGACCUGGUCCUCAUCAAAAUUCUGUCUCACUCACAUUGUAGCCUACUUUUGAAUCCCUUAUGAGCACAUUGUUACUAGUUGUUCUGUGCAGCAAUAACCUUCAUAGUGAUUACUUUAGCAUUUUAUUUCUGUUUACGUAUCUGUAAAUAAAGGCAAGCAAAUUAACCAGCAGUUAAUAUCAUAUAUUUUUAUUGACAGACCCUGUAAGAUCUUCAUCUCUCAUUUACUUUUUAGAGGCCAAAAGGGUUGUCUGACAGAUAUAUUAAGGAAUUCCUCUUUUUCCUUCUUGAAAUACAGUUUUUGCUUUGUUUAUUUUUGUCCAGGAGAAUGAGAUUUUCAAAAGAUUGUGGGUGCAGAACAUUAUUAGUGGAUACUAUAGAGAUCAUAUUGUAUAACAUUAAUUACUGAAAGUUUUGAGUACCAGUAUGCUGUUCAUAAUUCUUACUGUACUUGAAAUACUUAAGCCUUCAUAUUCGGAGUGUAAUAUCUAUGACAGGUGAAUUUGCAAUUACAACCUAGUUCCUUCCCACUGUGUUACCAUUUCAUGUUUUAAUUGGUUUGGGCUACUAGGAACAACAUGAAAUAACUUGUGUCUUCUUUCUUUUCACCUUUCUUUCUUUUCAGUAAUUUUUCAUUUGUUCCCUAUGUUUUUCUCAUCUUUCUUCUGUUCUUAUUGCACCUAUGUUUUUCUUUCUUUUGUCUUGGAAGCCUGUGAAACAUUUUUUCUUUUGCUGUGACCAUUCUGUCCUACUUCUUCCUGUAUUCUAUUUAUUUUUCUCAGGUCUGCUUUAACUUCCAUUAUCCCAUGCCAGUGGUGAUUUUGGGCUU